AUGGCCUCGGUAAUCGCAAGCUACUCGUCCUACGAGUUUAUGCGAGUCAGCUCGCCCGCCACCCACGUGGCACACGUGGAGAUGAACCGGCCUCUGAAGCUGAACGCCUUUUCGCGCGCCGUGUGGCUCGAGUUUGGCCGCGUGUUCCGCCAGCUCAGCGAGGAUGCGGACGUGAGGGCGGUUGUGCUGAGCGGCGCCGGGGACCGGGCCUUUACGGCUGGCUUGGACGUGUCGGCUGCGAGUUCCGAGGGGCCGCUGAGCGGGCAGGGCGGGGGGUCGGAUCCGGCGAGGAGGGCCAAGGCGUUGCGGGGACAUAUCGGGGAGUUUCAGGAGUGCAUCUCGGAGAUGGAGAGGUGCGAGAAGCCCGUCAUCUGCGUGAUGCACGGGAUAGCGCUGGGGCUGGCCAUCGACAUUGCGUGCUGCGCGGACGUGCGCCUGGCGGCCAGGGACACGCGCUUCGCGGUCAAGGAGGUGGACAUUGGGCUGGCGGCGGACAUUGGCACGCUGGCGCGGCUGCCCAAGAUUGUCGGGUCGGCGUCGUGGGUCAAGGAGGUGUGCAUGACGGCGCGGGACUUUUCGGCCCAGGAGGCGCUGCAGGUCGGCUUCGUGAGCCGGGUGCACGAGGACAAGGCGGGCGCGGUGGCGGCGGCGCUGGGCAUGGCGGCGCGGCUGGCGGAGAAGAGCCCCGUCGCCGUGCAGGGCACCAAGGAGCUGCUCGGCUGGGGGAGGGACCGCAGCACGGCCGAGGCGCUGCGCUACACGGCCGUGUGGAACUCGGUCGCCCUGCAGGCGGGCGACCUGCCGGCCGCGCUGGCGAGCGUGUUUACCAAGAAGACGCCGACGUUUGAGAAGCUGUAG
Ustilaginoidea virens is the source of this 858-nucleotide messenger RNA. RefSeq lists its product as uncharacterized. The coding region runs from base 1 to 858 and encodes 285 amino acids. Lineage: Eukaryota; Fungi; Ascomycota; Sordariomycetes; Hypocreales; Clavicipitaceae. Gene Ontology annotation, molecular function: delta(3,5)-delta(2,4)-dienoyl-CoA isomerase activity. Gene Ontology annotation, cellular component: mitochondrion. The transcript is spliced from 2 exons. The record is from RefSeq and is a predicted model, not a curated record.